This is a messenger RNA of Solanum lycopersicum (tomato), 3216 nucleotides long. RefSeq names its product receptor-like protein Cf-9 homolog. Gene Ontology annotation, molecular function: protein binding. NCBI's taxonomy places the organism in Eukaryota, Viridiplantae, Streptophyta, Magnoliopsida, Solanales, Solanaceae. The record is from RefSeq and is a predicted model, not a curated record.
AUAGAAUGCACGUGCAGCACACGUGUUCCAGAACUAGUAUAUAUGGUUAAUGCUGAUUGAUUUGUAAGAAGAGAACAUCCAUCCUGUUAUUUGCUGAAAACAAACCAACAAAAAAAAUGGUCAUGAGUCUGUUUUUCUAUUAUUCAUUUAUCUGUUUUGUGUUGCUAAUAAGUCUGUGCUUUUCGUCUUCCUUUGAUCAUCAUCUUUGCUCUCCCACUGAAGCUUCCGCUUUGCUUCAGUUUAAGCAAUCCUUACAAGUUAAAUCCGACUACUCCCUGUGUGAUACUUCUUUCCCAAAAACAAAGUCUUGGAAUGAGAGUAAAGAUUGUUGUACUUGGGACGGAGUUACUUGUGACGUGUUAACCGGUCAUGUUAUUGGCCUGGACCUUAGUUGUAGUCAGCUUGUUGGCAAUUUUCAUCCCAAUAGCAGUCUCUUCCAACUUCAUCAUCUGCAGACACUAAAUCUUGCUUACAAUGACUUUUAUCCUUCUUUGAUCCCACAUAACAUUGGCCGAUUGACGAAUUUGAGGCAUCUCAACCUUUCUUAUUUUACCUUCGAUGGGAAAAUCCCAACAGAAAUCUCAUACCUUUCUAAUUUGGUUUCCCUUGAUCUUUCUUAUGGUUUUGGAUUACAACUUAAUGAGAGAACAUUUGAGGCAAUGCUUCACAACUUCACAAAUCUGGAGCUACUUUCUCUCUUUCUUGUCAACAUCUCUUCUCCGAUACCUGUCAAUAUCUCUUCUUCCUCCUUAAGGUACGUUGAUCUUUACGAUACUAAUCUGCAAGGUGCUCUCACGGAGAACUUUUUCCUUCUGCCAAACUUGGAAAUGCUCUAUUUGAGUAACAAUGAUCUUCUCAAAGGAGUUUUUCCAAAGAUCCACCCAAGCAGAACUCUGUUGGAGUUGAGUAUUGCAUACACUGGCAUCUCCGGUGAGAUUCCUGAUUCAAUUGGCACCUUGAGUUCAUUGAAAUACUUAAACCUCCAACAAUGUCAAUUCUCGGGUUCCAUUCCAGAUUCCGUUGGCAACCUAACCGAAAUUAGGGAGUUGAUUUUAUCUCAUAAUCUUUUCACUGGCCAUAUUCCUUCAACAAUCUCUAAAUUGAAACAGCUGACAAGUUUGGAUCUUUUAUCCAACUCUUUUUCAGGUGAAAUUCCAGACGUUUUCUCUAACCUCCAAGAGCUACGUCAUUUAGAUCUUUCUAAAAACAGAUUCAUCGGUCCAUUUCCCUCUUCAAUUUUAAGUUUGACACAUCUUGAAUACUUAGGAUUGUCGAGUAAUUCCCUAUCUGGCCCACUGCCUAGCAACGCAGGCAUGCUUCCAAACCUAACCGAGCUGGAUUUUUCAUACAACUCACUGAAUGGUACCAUACCAUCUUGGGUAUUUAGCCUACCUUUGCUAUCUUCAGUGUCGCUCCAACAUAACCGAUUCAGAGGACUAACCGAUGAAGUGAUCAAAGCAAACCCAACAUUAAAAGACCUGCAUUUAAGCCAUAAUCAACUCAGUGGUUCUUUUCCUCAAUCACUUGUGAAUCUCACAAAUCUUGUAACCCUUGGAAUUUCAUCAAAUAACAUCACCGUUGAUGAGGGAAUAAACAUCACCUUUCCUAGCCUAUCAUCUUUGUUCUUAUCAUCUUGUGAACUGAAGGAUUUUCCACAUUUCUUGAGAAAUGUAAAGACACUGACGGUGCUGGAUAUUUCUAACAAUAAGAUUCAUGGUCAAAUCCCUGACUGGUUUAGCGGUAUGAAGUGGGACUCAUUGCGGUUUCUGAACCUUUCAUAUAAUUCAUUAACAGGCUACCUACCACAAUUGCAUUUCCAUAAUCUAGGGUAUCUUGAUCUGAAAUUUAACUCCCUUCACGGUCCACUACCUUCAUCCAUUUGUAACAUGAGCAAUCUUAGCCUUUUAGAUUUAUCACACAACAACUUCAGUGGCUCGAUUACACAUUGCUUGGGCAGCAUGGUUGAGCUAUCCGUGCUAGACUUAAGAAGAAAUAAUUUCAUUGGGAGUCUUCCACCGUUUUGUGCACACAGCACUUUAUUGAGUACCAUUCUUGUAAAUGGUAAUCGAUUUGAAGGAACUGUUCCAAUGUCAUUACUCAACUGUUUUCGUUUAGAAAUCUUUGAUGUGGGUAACAACGCUAUAAAUGACACAUUUCCAGCUUGGCUCGGAAUGCUUCAAGAGCUGCAGGUCCUUAUAUUGAAGUCGAACAAGUUCCAUGGACAUUUAAGUAGUAGGAAGAAGUUUUACUUUCCCAAGUUGCGGAUUUUUGAUCUCUCUUGUAACAAAUUUAGCGGCUCACUACCUGCAAGACUUUUUGAGAACUUCAGUGCGAUGAUUAAAUUAGAUGACGGAGACAAAGGUGAGAUCAAAUAUAUGGAACAAUUGAGUGAAUAUUCGAUGUAUGAAGAUUCAGUGAGUUUGGUGAUCAAAGGCCAUGAUAUUGAGCUAGAAAGAAUCAACACUAUUAUGACAACGAUAGAUCUCUCAAGCAACCAUUUUGAAGGUGUCAUUCCGAAAUCACUAAAGGAUCUCAGCUCACUUCGGUUACUCAAUUUAUCCCGUAACAAUCUCAAAGGUGAUAUUCCAAUCGAAUUGGGACAAUUGAAUGUGCUUGAAGCAAUGGAUCUCUCCUGGAAUCGGCUCACUGGAAAUAUUCCGACUGAAUUGACAAGACUAAAAUUUCUAGCAGUCUUAAACCUCUCUCAGAAUGUUCUUGUCGGUCCGAUUCCUCAAGGUCUACAAUUCAACACAUUUUCGAAUGACUCGUAUGGUGGAAACCUUGAUUUAUGUGGUCUUCCUUUAUCCAAGCAAUGUGGAACGAGCGGUUCAUCACAUGUUCCUCAACCAUCAGAGUCGUAUUUUUUUAGUGGAUUUACGUGGGAAUCAGUAGUCAUAGGCUAUAGCUGUGGACUAGUUGUUGGAACUGUCAUGUGGAGUUUCAUGUUUAAAUAUCGUAAGCCAAUAUGGUUUGUUGAGUUUUUCGAUGGACUCAUGCCUCACAAAAGAAGAAGGACAAAGAAGAGAGCUCUGAGACGACGGACUUAAUGGAAGAUUGAGAGGGCCAACUUGUCUUUGUUUGAUUUUGUGGACUAAUUACUGAACUGUUCUGUUUUAUCAUUUUUAAUUUUCUAUUUGUUGUUUAUUAGAAAAAUAAUUAUAUGUGUGUUAUUUUACUAUCAAUGGUUAUUCAAGUUAUGUUAGUUUGCUUCUGUUU